This is a messenger RNA of Eutrema salsugineum, 6215 nucleotides long. RefSeq names its product histone acetyltransferase HAC12. NCBI's taxonomy places the organism in Eukaryota, Viridiplantae, Streptophyta, Magnoliopsida, Brassicales, Brassicaceae. The transcript is spliced from 18 exons. Gene Ontology annotation, biological process: positive regulation of transcription by RNA polymerase II. Bases 600 to 5600 code for a protein of 1666 amino acids. Gene Ontology annotation, molecular function: histone acetyltransferase activity; transcription coactivator activity; chromatin DNA binding. The record is from RefSeq and is a predicted model, not a curated record. Gene Ontology annotation, cellular component: histone acetyltransferase complex; transcription regulator complex.
AGAAAAAGAAAUACCAAAAACCCCCAAAUCGAGCGAGCGCCCGAAAAAAUCCCCAAUUCGAAGAAGGCCGACCCCGUAAAACUCUUCGAUUUCGAAAAUUUGUCGAUAAUUCAUUAUUUCUUCUUCUUUCGUUUCUAGGUUUUUGGAAUCUCUUUCUGGGUUUUCUCUCCUUUUUUGUUUGAUCCUAAUUUUUCUCCUUUGUCUUUUUUUUCCUCCUGGCCUGUGUGAGUUCACACGUGCGAAAUCGGCUGUUCACCGACUUUAUUGCUCUGUUCUACUGCGUUUCGGUGUCACUCGAUCAUCGCAGUCACUAGUAACGGUUGUGUGUCCGUCACCUUGUGAGGGAGAAUCUUAUUUCUUGGCUCUGCUCUUUGCGGCUCAAGUUUGUUUCUUUGUGCAUCAAUUUCAAGGACAGUCCACGGUGCUAGGUGUAUUGUAUGUUACGAGCUGCUACACUGAGAUCAUCUGAAGAAUAAUUAAGAGCAGGAGAUGAGCUUUCGAUCUUCUGACUUUUCGGGGGCAGAAGAGUUAUGCAGUGCCUGUUAGUUCUAGCUGCAAGAAGAAUUAGGAGAAGGCGACGAAGGUUUAAGAUAUAACACAUGAAUGUUCAGACUCACAUGUCGGGACAACUAUCUGGGCAGGUUCCAAACCAAGGGAAAAUGCCGCAGAAUAAUGGCAACUCUCAAAUGCAGAACUUAGCUGGUGUAGGGCCUUCACGCAACACCGUUGGUCCCAUGGACCAUGAUAUUUUGAAACUUCGACAGUACAUGCAAACCCUUGUCUUUAACAUGUUGCAGCAACGGCAACCAUCUCCGGCUGAUGCUGUAUCAAAGGCGAAGUAUAUGGAUGUUGCUAAACGCUUAGAGGAUGGGCUGUUUAAUAUGGCUACCUCAAAGGAGGAUUACGUGAACCGGUCAACCCUUGAAUCUCGGAUUACAAGCCUGAUAAAAGGCAGACACUUGAAUAACUACAGUCAGCGACAUGCUAAUUCCUCUUCGGUCGGAACGAUGAUACCUACUCCAGGAUUAUCACACGCUGGGAGUAAUCCUAAUUUGACGGUUACAACCUCUGCUGAUGCUACAACAGUUGGCAACAACAUCAUCUCAAGUACAGCUGUGAACACUGGAAACCUUCUAGCUGCUGGUGGCAUGCAUGGAGGUAAUGUUUUUAAUGGAUACCAGAAUUCAUCGAGAAACUUUUCUCUUGGUUCUAGAGGGAACAUGGCAUCCAUGAGUUCUCAAAGAAGUACUGCCCAGAUGAUUCCUACACCUGGGUUCGUUAACAGUGGUUCUAAUAACAACAGUGGUGGAUUUUCUGCUGAGCCCACGUUGGUACCUCAGUGUCAGCAGCAGCAACAAAGGCAGGCUACUGGGGGUCAAAAUAGUCACUUGUUGCCCAACCAAAUGACGGCUGGGAGUAGACUCGACAUGCAACCAAAGCCGGCUGGUGUGGCCAGUAACUCUGUAAAUAGUGGUGUUGGAGUGAACGAAAAAAGUGUAGACGCAGGUAAUUCUUCCAAAAUUUUAGAGCAGUCUCCUGAUACCUUCCCCCGGGCAGGAAAUCAAGGGGAAGGUUAUAGCACAACAAACCCUGACACCCUGGGAUCUGGAAAUUUGCAUGGAGGUGUAAGUUCGGUUGGGAUGAUGACAAAUGCUCAGAAUAUCAAUACAUCAAGUUUCCAGUCUGUGUCCAGAGCUAACUCUUCUCUUCUGCAGCCACAUCAACAACAACAAUUUCAGCAACAGUCAAAUCAGAUUCAACAGCAGCAGCAGAAAUUUCUCCAGCAAAGGAAAUUGAAGCAGCAGACCCUGCAGCAACAUAAAUUAAUAAGCAAUGAUGGUUUGGGCAAACCUCAGGUGGCUUCUGACAUGGUUACGAUAGUUAAACAUGAACCUGGAAUGGAGAACCAUAGUGAGGCUAUGCACUCCCAAGCAUCUGAACAACUCCAGCUUUCUCAGUUCCAGAAUCAAUAUCAGAACUCUGGAGAAGAGUGCUAUGCAGACGCUCAGCAUCUCUCAGUUACAAGUCAGAGUGAUAUAUGCACGUCACUUCCUCAAAAUAGCCGACAGAGUCAGCAAAUGCUGCACCCUCAGAAUAAAGGUUCUGAUUCUGUCAACAGUUUUAGCAACCUUGCUGUUGAAGUAAAAUCAGAAUCCCUUCCACGGGUUCAGUGGCCUUCCCAGUCUCAGGAAAACACUCAAAUGUCUAAUGGUAUGUCAAGUGAACAGAACAUUCAGGAGGAUUUCCGUCAAAGAAUUACCGGAAUGGAUGAAGCUCAACCUAAUAAUUUGACUGAAGGGUCUGUUAUUGGUCAAAAUCAUACUUCUACCAUAUCCGAAUCCCAUAGUCUGCAAAAUUCUGCUGGAACGACAUGUAGAUAUGGAAACGUAACUCGCGAUCCCAAGUUCCGAAAUCAACAAAGAUGGCUCUUGUUUCUACUUCAUGCACGGACCUGCAAACCGCCUGGAGGGAAGUGCCAAGACCGAAAUUGCGUUCAUGUUCAGAAACUAUGGAGUCACAUGAACAGUUGUGUUGAACCUCAGUGUUCGUAUCCUCGUUGUCGUCACACUAAGGCAUUGAUUAGCCACUAUAAAAACUGCAAGGAUCUUCGGUGCCCCGUCUGUGUGCCAGUGAAGACCUACCAUCAGCAACAAGCUAAUGCGCGUGCCCAGGCCCGUUUAAAAAGCGAAAGCAGUGCAGUGAGUUCAGUGAACAGAGCUGUAACAUCAAAUGAUUCACUAUGUGCUACUGCUAGAGCGGUUUCUGCUGCCCCUCGUUGUGCUGAUACUUUAGACAAUUUGCAACCUUCAUCAAAACGGUUGAAGGUGGAGCAGUCUUUUCAACCAGUUGUCCCUGACACUGAAAGUUGUAAAAGCUCUGUUGUUUCUAAAACAGAGACAGAAUUAUCUCAGGAUACUGAAAGAAAAGAUCAUAGGCAUAGUGAUGCACAUGCGGCAUUGAAGUCAGAGAACUUAGAAGUGAAAGAAGAAAUUCCUGAAAUUUCUGUUCAAGCAGUUUUCAGCAUCAAAGAGAUGAAACAUGAAGCUUUUGAAAAUGUUCCCAAGCCUAGGCCUGUCAUUGAACCAGGUAAACAUGAUUUAUCUGGUGCCUCGCCAAAGCAAGAAAAUAUAAAAAUGGAGCAAGACCUUAAGCAUUCGAAGAAAGAAGAUCUGGUGGAAUCUCCUGCAUCAAAAUCUGGAAAACCAAAGAUAAAGGGUGUUUCUUUAACUGAAUUGUUCACUCCCGAACAAGUGAGAGAACAUAUUCGUGGUCUUCGUCAGUGGGUUGGCCAGAGUAAAGCCAAAGUAGAAAAGAAUCAGGCCAUGGAGAAUUUGAUGAGUGAGAAUUCCUGCCAGUUAUGUGCGGUGGAGAAGCUUACAUUCGAGCCACCACCUAUCUAUUGUACUCCUUGUGGUGCUCGUAUCAAGAGAAAUGCAAUGUACUAUACUGUUGGAGGUGGUGAAACUCGUCAUUACUUUUGUAUUCCCUGUUAUAAUGAAUCCCGAGGAGACGCUAUACUCGCUGGAGGGACCUCAAUACCGAAGGCAAGACUCGAGAAAAAGAAAAAUGAUGAAGAGACUGAAGAAUGGUGGGUCCAAUGUGAUAAAUGUGAGGCCUGGCAGCAUCAGAUAUGUGCUCUAUUUAAUGGGCGGAGGAAUGAUGGGGGGCAAGCUGAGUACACCUGCCCAAAUUGCUAUAUAAUUGAGGUGGAGCGCAAUGAGAGAAAACCUUUACCUCAGAGUGCUGUUCUUGGAGCGAAAGACCUACCAAGAACGAUUCUCAGUGACCAUAUAGAGCAGCGUUUGUUUAAAAGGCUGGACGAGGAAAGGACUGAGAGAGCCAGGGCUCAAGCAAAAAAUUGUGAUGAGAUUCCAACUGCUGAAUCCCUUGUGGUUAGAGUUGUUUCAUCCGUUGACAAGAAGGUGGAAGUCAAAUCUCGAUUUCUUGAAAUUUUUAGGGAGGAUAAUUUCCCCACAGAAUUUCCAUACAAGUCCAAGGUGGUUCUAUUGUUCCAAAAGAUAGAAGGUGUAGAAGUAUGCUUGUUUGGGAUGUAUGUCCAAGAAUUUGGAUCCGAAUGUUCAUUUCCUAAUCAACGCCGUGUUUAUCUCUCGUAUUUGGAUUCUGUGAAGUACUUUAGACCUGAGAUUAAAUCUGCUAAUGGAGAGGCUCUGCGCACUUUUGUUUACCAGGAAAUUCUUAUUGGUUACCUGGAAUACUGCAAAUUGCGUGGUUUCACGAGCUGCUAUAUAUGGGCUUGUCCACCACUGAAGGGUGAGGACUAUAUCCUAUAUUGCCAUCCAGAAAUUCAGAAAACGCCAAAGUCUGAUAAACUACGGGAGUGGUACUUGGCAAUGUUGAGAAAAGCUGCAAAGGAAGGGAUUGUAGCGGAAACAACAAAUCUAUAUGACCAUUUUUUCUUGCAAACUGGUGAAUGUAGAGCUAAGGUUACGGCAGCUAGGCUCCCAUAUUUUGAUGGUGACUAUUGGCCAGGUGCAGCAGAGGAUAUCAUAUACCAAAUGGGUCAAGAAGAUGAUGGUAGAAAGGGAAAUAAGAAACCGAUACUCAAGAAACCCAUUACAAAAAGAGCUUUGAAAGCAUCUGGCCAGUCUGAUCUGUCUGGGAAUACGUCCAAAGAUCUGCUGCUAAUGCAUAAGCUUGGUGAGACCAUUUACCCAAUGAAGGAGGAUUUCAUCAUGGUUCACUUGCAGCAUUGCUGCACGCAUUGCUGUACACUGAUGGUAACUGGAAAUCGUUGGGUCUGCAGCCAAUGCAAAGAUUUCCAGUUAUGUGAUGGGUGCUAUGAGGCUGAACAGAAACGAGAAGACAGAGAAAGGCAUCCUGUUAAUCAAAAGGAUAAUCAUAAACUGUAUCCCGUUGAGAUCACCGAUAUUCCUGCAGACACCAAAGAUAGAGAUGAGAUACUUGAAAGUGAAUUUUUCGAUACAAGGCAAGCAUUCUUGAGUCUUUGUCAAGGGAAUCAUUAUCAGUAUGAUACACUGAGGCGGGCAAAACAUUCUUCCAUGAUGGUGCUUUACCAUCUGCAUAAUCCAACUGCUCCUGCCUUUGUCUCAACAUGUAACGCAUGUCACCUCGAUAUUGAAAGUGGUCAAGGCUGGCGCUGUGAAGUUUGCCCAGACUACGAUGUGUGCAAUACUUGUUACAGUAAAGAGGGCUGUAUUAAUCAUCCUCACAAGUUGACAAAUCACCCAUCACUAGCUGAUCAAAAUGCGCAGAACAAAGAAGCUAGGCAAUUGCGGGUCUUGCAGCUCAGGAAAAUGCUCGAUCUUCUGGUGCAUGCGUCGCAUUGCCGUUCUGCACAAUGUCAAUAUCCCAACUGCCGCAAAGUGAAGGGACUAUUCCGACAUGGUCUACGUUGCAAAGUGCGUGCUUCAGGAGGUUGUCUUCUAUGCAAGAAAAUGUGGUAUCUCUUGCAACUCCACGCUAGGGCCUGCAAGGAAUCCGAGUGUCAUGUACCUCGAUGCGGGGACCUUAAGGAACAUCUUAGAAGGUUACAGCAACAAUCAGAUUCACGGCGCAGAGCAGCCGUCAUGGAGAUGAUGAGACAGAGAGCUGCAGAAGUCGCUGGAACCUCCGGUUGAUUACUUUGUAUAUACCUAUUUCAUUUAGGAUCCAAACAGAAGUGGAAAUCUAAUCUUCUGCCGAAUGUUAAGAAGAUAAAAGAAGCUGGUGUCUCUGAGCUCCACUUGAAGAAAAAGGAGUUAAGAAGUGAAUAACACCAGCUAGUGAAAACACGUAAGAAGACGGGAAACAAACUCUCUAACGGUUUAACUUAGAUGGAGUCGUAUUUAACAGUCACAAGUGAUGGAGUGAUGGUGAUGAUUAUAAUGAUGAUUAACUUGGGGGAACAAGCUCUCGAGUGACUUAAAGAGUUUCACAGCGUAAGUGCCACUGAAGCAGAAGCAUUGGUCUAGUCGUAAAAAAAGGAAAAGAAAUCAGAUUUCAGACUCUUUAAUUCAGUCCAGUAGCUUGAUCUCGUUGGUGAUUCUUUUUUAUUAUAUCUAUAUACACACUCUGUUUCUGCUUACACCUUCUUGGUCCUUCUGUGUACUUAUGAAACGCCUUAUACCUUUGGGGGUGUGGCAAGAAUGUAAUAUAUAUAUAGUGACAGCUCGCUAGUGUAAGAUGAAGAGAGUGUCUACGGGUGCAUCUCUGACAAUUUUUGGUAAACUUAUAUUAAUAAUAACAUUUUCGUA